Messenger RNA from Parnassius mnemosyne (clouded apollo), 978 nucleotides. The record is from the annotation of a GenBank genome assembly. Lineage: Eukaryota; Metazoa; Arthropoda; Insecta; Lepidoptera; Papilionidae.
AUGGGCCAGUUACCACCUGCAAGAGUGAAUCCAAAUCGCGCUUUCUUCAACAGUGGAGUUUCGGGACCUGUGCAAUUGCGAACGUCAAAGGGCCGUGGUUACAAAUCAACAAAGGGCUAUAUCUGUGUCUUCGUUUGCAUGUCUACGCGAGCUAUACAUCUCGAAGCUGUUACGGAUUUAACAUCACAAGCCUUUAUUUCCGCAUUUAGGAGAAUCGUUGCAAGAAGAGGUCACUGCGGGAACUUGUGGAGUGACAACGGCACCAACUUUGUGGGAGCCGCAAAGGAAUUAAAGUGUAUGUUUGAACAGGGCAAGGCUAAUCUGGCGAGGGAGGUAGCUGAGCUCCUAUCAAAUGAUGGCACAACAUGGCACUUCAUUCCGCCGAAGGCACCCAAUUUUGGUGGGCUAUGGGAGGCAGGCGUUCGGUCGGUUAAGAAACAUUUAUCGAGAAUAAACGGAACUACAAAGCUAACCUAUGAGGAAAUGGCAACACUAUUGGCGCAGAUAGAAGCCUGUCUAAAUUCGAGACCUAUUUGUCACUCCGAUAACACCAGUGAAACACUGGAUCCACUCACCCCAGGUCAUUUUCUCAUUGGUGAGCCAAUAAUUAAUAUACCCGACAUAAAUUAUGAACACAAAAACGUAGGUAUGUUAUCUAGAUGGCAAUUUUUACAAAACAGGAUGCAAGAUUUUUGGCGGAGAUGGAAAUCUGAAUAUCUCCACUCAUUACAGCAACGGCAUAAAUGGCAAGACACAGUGCCGUCUCAAUGUGUUGGAGAUAUUGUAAUCAUUAAGAAAGAUGAUCUCCCACCAGCGAAAUGGCUAUUAGGAAAAAUUAUAACACUACACCCCGGUGCUGAUCAACUCGUCCGCGUGGCAACAGUGCAAUGCAAGGGAAAUAACAUUCUUAAGAGACCAUUGUCAAAGUUAAUAUUACUUCCAAUGAAACCGAAUGAUGAAGAACAAUGUCACUGCUAG